Pieris macdunnoughi is the source of this 297-nucleotide messenger RNA. NCBI's taxonomy places the organism in Eukaryota, Metazoa, Arthropoda, Insecta, Lepidoptera, Pieridae. The record is from the annotation of a GenBank genome assembly.
AUGCUCCGGACGGAUCCGACCCAUAUCCAAGCAAGGUCUCCACUGGAAUCCUCAUGGCAGAACAGACCUGGUAAGGAGGCAUCAUUGCUGAGGGGAAGGAAGAUGGAAAGACAUGGAGUGAAGUUAAAAGGGCUGCCUACGGAUGAUCAGGAUGAUCAGACUGAUGUUCUACGCUGGAUGCCCUCAGCCCCACCUGGACAUAGAACCUUAAAUCAAAGAUAUAUUAUUAUUUUAACAUUAAACAAGCAAUUUAGUCCGAAGCAGAUUUAUUUAUACUUUGCACUUGUGGUUUCUUAA